GUGAGGUGGUCGUGAUGGGUGCCAGCCUGCGCGGCGGCGGCGGGUAGCGGCAUGGGCGCGCCGGCGCACGCGGCCGCCGACGCCGAGUUCGCGGCGCUGGUGCGCGACUUCAGCGACUACUUCUACAGCAACGCCAGCUACAACGAGCCCAACAUCAGCGCCGCCAACUGCUCUUGGGCGUGGAACAACUCGUGGUGCGGCGGAGCGCCCGAGGCCUCCACGGGGCGGCCGUGGGCGCUGCUGCUGCUGGUGUUCCCCGCGCUGACGCUGUUUGGCAACGUUCUGGUGAUCGCGGCGGUGCGGCGCGAGCGCGCGCUGCGCAGCGCGACCAACUACUUCAUCGUGUCGCUGGCACUCGCCGACCUGCUCGUGGCGGUCGUCGUGAUGCCUUUCGGCGUUUACUAUCUGGUAAACGGGUCGUGGGGCCUCCCCGCGUUCGUGUGCGACAUCUACAUCGCCAUGGACGUCACGUCCUCGACGUCCAGCAUAUUCAACCUCGUCGCCAUUUCUAUCGAUAGGUACAUAGCAGUAACGCAACCAAUAAAAUACGCAAAACACAAGAACAACCGUCGCGUCUGGUUCACCAUCGUGCUGGUGUGGCUGAUCUCGGCCGCCAUCGGCACGCCCGUGGUGCUGGGGCUCAACGACACGCCGGACAGGAACUACGGCGAGUGCCUCUUCAACAGCCAGAACUACGUCAUCUACUCCUCGCUCGGCUCCUUCUACAUCCCCUGCAUCAUGAUGAUGUUCUUGUAUUAUAGUAUUUUUAAGGCUUUAAGGAUAAGAGCUCGGAAGCAGCGAGCGGCGAAGAAGCCUCCCGUGCCGGAGGGCAGCCAAGCCGUCGUCAUUGAAAACGUGGCGCAGACAAGAAGGCUAGCAGAAACUGCCUUGGACGCGGCCACCAACACUGGCUCCGGUAGCAACGAGGAUGACCAUGACAGCUUCGACAAGCGCUCCGUGGAGCUGGAAGAUGCGGAGGACUGUCAUGUCAUUCCUAACGACAAGUCCACGGAAUUUAUGCUCGCAGCUCGAGAGGAUCCGCCCAAGGUUCUGCUGAAGUCGAAGCUGAAAUCCGACCCGAACGGCAACAACGACAGCGGUUACGCGCCCUCCAGCGUCGAACCCGUCUCAUCCCCACCCAACUCUCCUGCUCCUGUCACCAGCAAGAACGGUGGCAUCGAGGAGACCAGAAACGCAUCACUAUUAGCAAUACGCUCCGAAGACGAACCGGACACAGUGAGUCAGUUCGGCGACUGCAAGAAGGAGCGAAAAGCCAGUGCCGCCACGGCGAGGUUCACCAUCUACAAGGCCAACAAGGCCAGCAAGAAGAAGAGGGAAAAGUCCUCAGCAAAAAAGGAGAGGAAGGCUACUAAGACCUUAGCCAUCGUUUUAGGAGUAUUCCUGUUCUGCUGGGCGCCCUUCUUCACCUGCUCAGUCCUCGACGCCGUCUGCUUCAAGCUGGGGCUCCCCUACAGCCCCGGCGUCACCGUUUUCAUGCUGACUACCUGGCUCGGCUACAUCAACUCCUUCCUCAACCCCGUUAUCUACACCAUCUUCAAUCCGGAGUUCAGGAAGGCCUUCCGCAAAAUUCUGCAUUGCGGCACCUAGCCCAUAGAUUAUUUGGUCGUCUUCACGCAAUAGGUCUCCAUGGUUUAAGAUGAAGCUUGAUUCGAAAUUU
Molecule: messenger RNA, 1678 nt
Organism: Cydia splendana
Lineage: Eukaryota; Metazoa; Arthropoda; Insecta; Lepidoptera; Tortricidae
Product: dopamine D2-like receptor
Exons: 8
Coding region: 52-1608 (518 amino acids)
Biological process (GO): adenylate cyclase-activating adrenergic receptor signaling pathway
Cellular component (GO): plasma membrane
Molecular function (GO): G protein-coupled receptor activity; dopamine neurotransmitter receptor activity, coupled via Gi/Go
Source: RefSeq, a predicted model, not a curated record